GACAACUCAAUGAUCUUUAUUCAAAAUGCCAGAUCCACCAAAAACGGAGGUGGCUUCUCAACCAGAAAACGCCUGCGAGUGUCCAACAGCUCAGUUGUGAGCCUUAAGAACGUGACCGCUGGAAGUCAUGGAGGAGCUUUCACUGCCCUUGGAGAUGUUGAGAUAGCUGGCCACUCGACGGUCAACAUUUCCAACAGUCAAGCUGAAUCAGGAGAUGGAGGAGGUUUUGACACGGAAAAGGGCUUGAAAUUGUCCACCGGCUCAAGGCUCAUCAUUUGGAAUGCGACUGCUGGAAAUAAUGGAGGAGGUUUCAAUGCCUUUGGAGAGGUUGAGAUAGCUGGGAAUUCGACAGUCAAGAUUUCCAACAGUCGCGCUGAAUCAGGAGAUGGAGGAGGUUUUAACACUGGAAAGGGCUUGAAGGUGUCCACCGGCUCAAGGCUCAUCAUUCGGAAUGCUACUGGAAAUUAUGGAGGAGGUUUCAAUGCCUUUGGAGAGGUUGAGAUAGCCGGGAAUUCGACAGUCAAGAUUUCCAACAGUCGAGCUGAAGCAAAAAGUGGAGGAGGUUUCAACACUGGAAAGGGCUUGAAGGUGUCCACCGGCUCAAGGCUCAUCAUUUGGAAUGCGACUGCUGGAAAUAAUGGAGGAGGUUUCAAUGCCUUUGGAGAGGUUGAGAUAGCUGGGAAUUCGACAGUCAAGAUUUCCAACAGUCGAGCUGAAGCAAAAAGUGGAGGAGGUUUCAACACUGGAAAGGGCUUGAAGGUGUCCACAGGCUCAAGGCUCAUCAUUUGGAAUGUGACUGCUGGAAAUAAUGGAGGAGGUUUCAAGGCCCUUGGAGAUGUUGAGAUAGCUGGCCACUCGACGGUCAACAUUUCCAACAGUCAAGCUGAAUCAGGAGAUGGAGGAGGUUUUGACACGGAAAAGGGCUUGAAAUUGUUCACCGGCUCAAGGCUCAUCAUUUGGAAUGCGACUGCUGGAAAUUAUGGAGGAGGUUUCCUUGCCAUGGGAGAGGUUGAGAUAGCUGGAAAUUCGACAAUCAACAUUUCCAACAGUCGCGCUGAAUCAGGAGAUGGAGGAGGUUUUAACACUGGAAAGGGCUUGAAGGUGUCCACCGGCUCAAGGCUCAUCAUUUGGAAUGCUGCUGGAAAUAAUGGAGGAGGUUUCAAUGCCUUUGGAGAGGUUGAGAUAGCUGGGAAUUCGACGGUCAAGAUUUCCAACAGUCGAGCUGAAGCAAAAAAUGGAGGAGGUUUUGACGCUGAAAAGGGCUUGAAGGUGUCCAACGGCUCAAGGCUCAUCAUUCGGAAUGCGACUGCUGGAAAUUAUGGAGGAGGAUUCUUUGCCAAUGGCAAGACCUUGAUCAGCAGGUCCACCAUCAGCAUUCAAAAUGCCACGGCCCGGCAACUUGGUGGAGGGUUUUGUGCAUCUGAUGGAGUUGUCAUCGAUGAGAUGUCAAGCGUCAGCAUUUCCACUUCAAGAUCGAGAUUUGGCGGAGGCUUCCAUACGUCCAGACGCUUGCAGGUGACCAACAGCUCAGCUGUCAGCCUUCAGAACGUGAUUGCGCAAGGGUCUGGAGGAGGUUUCUUUGCCUUUGGAGAGGUUGAGAUAGCUGGGAAUUCGACAGUCAAGAUUUCCAACAGUCGAGCUGAAGCCAAAAAUGGAGGAACGGGUGGAGGUUUUGACGCUGAAAAGGGCUUGAAGGUGUCCAACGGCUCAAGGCUCAUCAUUCGGAAUGCGACUGCUGGAAGCCAUGGAGGAGGAUUCUAUGCCAUAGGCAAGACGUUGAUCAGCAGUUCCACAGUCAGCAUCGAAGAUGCCACGGCCCAGCAGUACGGUGGAGGGUUUUGUGCUGCAGGUGAGGAGGUUGUCAUCGAUGAGAUGUCAAGCGUCAGCAUUUCCAAUUCAAAAUCGGGAUGGGGCGACGGCGGAGGCUUCCAUACGAACAGACGCUUGCAGGUGACCAACAGCUCAUUUGUCAGCCUUCAGAACGUGACUGCGCAGAAGUAUGGAGGAGGUUUCAAUGCCAUUGUAGAGGUUGAGAUAGCCGGGAAUUCGACAGUCAAGAUUUCCAACAGUCGAGCUGAAGCAAAAAGUGGAGGAGGUUUCAACACUGGAAAGGGCUUGAAGGUGUCCACCGGCUCAAGGCUCAUCAUUUGGAAUGCGACUGCUGGAAAUCAUGGAGGAGGUUUCAAUGCCUAUGGAGAGGUUGAGAUAGCUGGGAAUUCGACAGUCAAGAUUUCCAACAGUCGAGCUGAAGCAAAAAGUGGAGGAGGUUUCAACACUGGAAAGGGCUUGAAGGUGUCCACCGGCUCAAGGCUCAUCAUUUGGAAUGCUGCUGGAAAUAAUGGAGGAGGUUUCAAUGCCUUUGGAGAGGUUGAGAUAGCUGGGAAUUCGACAGUCAAGAUUUCCAACAGUCGAGCUGAAGCAAAACAUGGAGGAGGUUUUAACGCUGAAAAGGGCUUGAAGGUGUCCACUGGGUCAAGGCUCAUCAUUCGGAAUGCAACUGCUGGAGUGUCUGGAGGUGGAUUCUUUGCCAAUGGCAAGACCUUGAUCAGCAGGUCCACCAUCAGCAUUCAAAAUGCCACGGCCCGGCAGUUUGGUGGAGGGUUUUGUGCAUCUGAUGGAGUUGUCAUCGAUGAGAUGUCAAGCGUCAGCAUUUCCAAUUCAAGAUCGAGAUGGGGCGGUGGCUUCUCAACCAGCAAACGCCUGCGAGUGGCUAACAGCUCAGCUGUCAGCCUUCAGAAUGUGACCGCUGGAAGUCAUGGAGGAGGUUUCCUUGCCUUUGGAGAGGUUGAGAUAGCUGGAAAUUCGACAAUCAACAUUUCCAACAGUCGCGCUGAAUCAGGAGAUGGAGGAGGUUUUGACACUGGAAAGGGCUUGAAGGUGUCCACCGGCUCAAGGCUCAUCAUUCGGAAUGCGACUGCUGGAAAUUAUGGAGGAGGAUUCUUUGCCAGGGGCAAGACCUUGAUCAGCAGGUCCACCGUCAGCAUUCAAAAUGCCACGGCCCGGCAACUUGGUGGAGGGUUCAGUGCUGAAGGAGUCGCAGUUAUCCAGGAUUCUACAGUGGCCUUGUUCAGCGCCCAUGCAUCAGCAGAUGGUGGUGCCUUUUCCGUGUUUGGUUUGACUUUGCGCAGAAGUUCAAUGUCCAUCGGCAACUCCACUGCAGCCGGAUCAGGCUCCGGAGGUCGUGCAGAUGGUCAAGUGCUGCUUUCAGCACAGUCUACUUUGGUGGUGAAACAUGCCCAAGGUCUCGACAAUUCCAGCGUGCUGGCAGCAAGCUGCCUCCACCUGCGUGACCAGUCACAAAUUCUGUUUGAAGAUGCCCUUGGUGGCCACGGGGUGGAGCUGCAAAAUAGUGGAUGCUCUGCCGUUUGCUCCAACAGCACGUUCCAUGUUGCAGAGGAUGCAGCCCUGAACGCCAGUGGUCGCUUGAGCUCCGGUCUUCUCUCCCUUGCAGCCUGCCCGAAGGAGCAGGUACGUCUGUCAGGCAUCCACCUGCACUCCUGGUCCAGCGCGUUGCUCAGCACCCGCCCAAGCUCCGUGGUGGUUGACCAAGUGAGUGUCGAGUACAAACCACCGGUCAACAAUUUGCAGGUCCUGGCAGCCAAGGACGGCUUCGAGAUCGACUCUUUGACGGUUUCCUGCCGGAACUGCGCCUGGGGCAUCACUUUCAAUGCCACAAAGGACAGUAGUCUCAAAGCCGUGAGCUCUGAACACCUCCGGUGCCCCAAGACAGCCACAGCGUCGAAAGGCUUGACGCCACGUUGCAAGUGUUCCAACUACCAGAUUGCAAAAGAGCGUUUCCGUGAUGUCGACGUGGUGCCAUUGGAACACAUUUUCCAGACGUGCACGUUCUGUGAGCCACACUUCCACUUUCAGAAUGACGAUUGUCAGAAAUGUGGAAUCUUCAAUGCCUGGUCUGACGGGAGGAAGGAUGUUUGCCAUGUUCUGCCAAGCAAGAAGACAGAGCUUAUCACACUCUUGACUGGUGCAGCUGUCGUCGUCAUUUUGACCUUCUUUGCGUUCGAGAUUUUGCAUGCUCCCUUGAUGAUCACUGAUGCGAAGUCAGAUUUGGCAGACCCAACACAAGCUGAAAGCAAGAGAACUUUCACGCUUGCAGUGCAAGGGCCAAUUGUUGAUCUUCACAAAAGCCUGUCUCGAUUGGUGAACCAGCGGGUGCGUUAUCGGGCAAAGGGAACGGGGUUGAUAUGGCUAGAUUAUGACCAGAAGAAGUCCAACGCAAUCAAAGUGCGCAAUAUUGCACGCAGAAAGCUUUUGCUGCAAGACACAAAUGCACCAUUUGAUUGUGCUUCGUGCAAGGGAUCUUUGCACGCCACUGAUAUUUUUUACCUGCUCAGCCUGCUCACUGUAUGCAUAUUAGUUGGUGCAUUGCUGCCUGCCAUCAUCAAGGUGGCAGUCACAUCCGGAAACGGAGUGGGCCACGUUUUCGUUACAGCAAUUUACGUGACCCUUCCUCUGGUCGCUGCUGCUGCACUUCUGCAUUUCCCGGUCGCAUGGCUCAUCCAACGGCUAUAUCGUAGAACGUCAUUUUCGGAGGCUCUGGAUGAUUACCGGAAGCAGAUCAACUGCAAGCCAUUCACGGGGCCUGACGCAAUCCAUCCUCGCAACCAGGGAUUAGAAGCGCUGACUCUACGCAGGUUGUGGAAGCACUUCGAGAGCUUUAUUCUGGAGCGCAAUAUGCACUUUGUGGUUGCCAACAUAGUAACGCCCCUGACGCAAAGCAAGGGAGUUUCCUUUGUAACUCUUUGGGGUGGCAGGCGGGUGGAUUAUUUUGUGUCCCAUUCCUGGGGCACCAGCUUUCCGCACUUUGUGCAGUCUAUCCAGUGCCAUGCUCUGUCCAAAGAGGGCCCCACUUCUUGGAUCGAUGCAGCAUAUUGGAUCUGUUCGUUUGCAAACAACCAGUGGAACAUUGGAGCUGACUUGGGAAAUGAUCCCAUGGAGAGCGCCUUUGCACGGACCUUGACUGCGGGAAUCAAAGGAGUUGCAAUGGUAUUGGAUCAGGAAGUGCAACCUCUCACAAGAGUUUGGUGUCUGUUCGAAUUUCUCCUGUCCAGCCGUCAGCACUUGGAAUUGGUUUUUGUCACCAAUGCCGGCGUUGUGGGUGACGAUGGCUGCAGCUCCUUUGACAUUGCGUUGGAGGUGGGCAAUAAGAUAGAGUCUCUGCAAGUUGCCAACUGUGGGGCAUCUUCCGAGAAGGAUAAGCAACUUGAUUUCAACCAAGUUUUCACGUCUCAUGUUUUAUGGAUUUGUUUAUGA
Messenger RNA from Cladocopium goreaui, 5271 nucleotides. NCBI's taxonomy places the organism in Eukaryota, Dinophyceae, Suessiales, Symbiodiniaceae. The record is from the annotation of a GenBank genome assembly.